AUGAGUGAUGGAGGGUGGAUCUCGCUCAGCCCCACCGAGUUUGCCCAGCUCCAACAGUACACGGACUACUCCACCAAGAAGCUCAAGGAUGUCCUGGAGGAAUUCCAUGGGGAUGGUGUCCUCUCCAAGUACAACCCCGAGCAGCCCAUUGACUAUGAGGGCUUUCGUCUCUUCAUGAGGACCUACCUGGAGGCAGAUGUGCCUGAGGAGCUUUGCCAACACCUCUUCACCUCCUUCAAGAGGAAGAUUUGCCAGGCCUCCCCGGACACCCAGAGUGUGGAGAAGAGGUUGCCCUUCAGCCUGAGGAAGAGUUCCCAGCAGGCAGCCCCCCCACUGCCCCCUGCCCCCUUGGCUCAGGUGGUCCACCUGAAGGACAUUGUCUGCUACCUGUCCCUGCUGGAGAGGGGCCGGGCAGAGGACAAGCUGGAGUUUAUGUUUCGCCUCUACGACACUGAUGGGAACGGCCUCCUGGACAGCUCGGAGCUGGAUCGUAUCAUCAACCAGAUGGUGCACGUGGCUGAGUACCUGGAGUGGGACUCCACUGAGCUGAAACCCAUCCUGAAGGCGAUGAUGGAGGAGAUCGACUACGACCACGAUGGGACUGUCACCCUGGAGGAGUGGAUCCGGGGGGGCAUGACCACUAUCCCCUUGCUGGUCCUGCUGGGGAUGGAAACGAAUGUGAAGGAUGAUGGACAACAUGCCUGGAGGCUGAAGCACUUUAAGAAACCUGCCUACUGCAACUUCUGCCGCACCAUGCUCCUGGGGGUCCGCAAGCAGGGCCUCUGCUGCUCCUUCUGCAAGUACACGGUCCACGAGAGGUGUGUGUCCAAGGAGAUCGCCUCCUGCAUCAGCACCUACGUGAAAUCCAAGAGGAACACCAGCGUGAUGCAGCACACCUGGAUUGAGGGCAACUCCCCCAUCAAGUGUGACAGAUGCCACAAGAGCAUCAAGUGCUACCAGGGCAUCACUGGCCUGCACUGUGUCUGGUGCCAAGUCACCCUCCACAACAAAUGUGCCUCCCACGUGAAGCCCGAGUGCGACGGGGGCCCCUUGCGGGACCACAUCCUGCUGCCUUCCUACAUCUGCCCUGUUGUCCUGGUAACAUCACCCUGCACACCCACACCUCUGUUCCCAAAGGACAGGCAGUCCCACUGCCGCAGGUCAGAGAGUGACUCCCCUGCCAGCACCAGCCCCAGCCCUGAGGACAACCAGGCUUUCAAAUUCAACUCCACCACGGUGGAUGGGCAAUGCCUGCAGAUCAGCCCCAGGCCUGGGACUCACCCCCUCCUGGUGCUUGUGAACCCCAAGAGUGGAGGAAGGCAAGGGGAGAGGGUCCUCCGGAAAUUCCACUACCUGCUCAACCCACGCCAAGUGUACAACCUGGAUCGGGGUGGGCCUGCCCCAGGGCUGAGCUUCUUCCCGGGCACUCCGGAUUUCCGUGUCCUGGCCUGUGGAGGGGAUGGCACAGUGGGCUGGAUCCUGGACUGCAUAGACAAGGCAAACCUGGUGAAGCACCCGCCGGUGGCUGUUCUGCCCCUGGGAACUGGCAACGACCUGGCCCGGUGCCUGCGCUGGGGAGGAGGCUAUGAAGGAGGCAACCUGAUGAAGGUCCUGAAGGACAUUGAGCACAGCACGGAGGUGAUGCUGGACCGCUGGCACAUCGACGUCAUUCCCAGUGACAGGGAGACCAACGGGGACCCUGUUCCAUCUACCAUCAUCAACAACUACUUCUCCAUCGGGGUGGAUGCCUCCAUCGCCCACCGCUUCCAUGUCAUGAGAGAAAAGCACCCUGAGAAGUUCAACAGCAGGAUGAAGAACAAGCUCUGGUACUUUGAAUUUGGGACAUCAGAGACCUUUGCAGCCACUUGCAAGAAGCUCCACGACUACGUCGAGGUGGAGUGUGAUGGGACCCUGCUGGACCUGAGCACCACCUCCCUGGAGGGCAUUGCUGUCCUCAACAUCCCCAGCAUGUACGGUGGCUCCAACCUCUGGGGCGAGACCAAGAAGCAGCGCGGUUACAACCGGCUGGGCAAGAAAGUGCCUGAGAAGAUGCCCACCACUGUGGUCACUGAUGCCAAGGAGCUCAAGUUCUGUGUGCAGGACCUCAGCGACCACCUCCUGGAGGUGGUGGGGCUGGAGGGUGCAAUGGAGAUGGGGCAGAUCUACACGGGGCUGAAGAGUGCUGGGAAGAGACUGGCCCAGUGUUCGUCCGUCACCAUCAGGACAUCCAAGCUGCUGCCUAUGCAGGUGGACGGGGAGCCCUGGAUGCAGCCAUCCUGCACCGUCAAAAUUACACACAAAAGCCAAGUGCCAAUGCUGCUGGGCCCCCCCCAGAAGAGCAGCUUCUUUUUCCUGAAGAGGAGAAACCGAACUCGAGACUAA
Molecule: messenger RNA, 2382 nt
Organism: Chaetura pelagica (chimney swift)
Lineage: Eukaryota; Metazoa; Chordata; Aves; Apodiformes; Apodidae
Product: diacylglycerol kinase beta-like
Exons: 23
Coding region: 1-2382 (793 amino acids)
Biological process (GO): lipid phosphorylation; diacylglycerol metabolic process; intracellular signal transduction
Cellular component (GO): plasma membrane
Molecular function (GO): ATP-dependent diacylglycerol kinase activity; calcium ion binding
Source: RefSeq, a predicted model, not a curated record